UUUGAAAAUCACCGUUGGCCAAGCACGUGUCAAACCUUUAACACCCUUCAAACUCUCGUCAAAAUUCUAGCGCAAUGGAAAUCGAGAACAAAUUAGACGAGGACUUCGUCUUCUACCUCGGCUUCGUCGGUACUUACUUCAAACAUAUCCGCGAUAAAGACAUUCGUCACCACUGCGAACAAUGGUUGCUAAAACUCUGCGGGGAGCCUUGCCAAGGAAUUGAAAAGAAACGAGGCCGCAAUAUCUACCUCUCACAACUCAUUCUAUGCAUGCAAACUGGAAUUUUGGGCAAUGAAUUUAAAGUUCCGGUCAACGAAGUCGAUGUAGCGAAUGCGACCCAGGUGUUCCAGCUGCAGCCCGAAGGAGAAGCAUUUCAGACCCCAGGAUGGUUGGAGGAUAACGAUGCUGAUGUAGGUACUGCUGCCAGGAAUGCAAAAACUGGGCGGACUUACGUGGCUACGCGUACAUUGCCGGGAGGACAAGGGGCUUUUGCGUACGUUGCCGUCUCCUUAGACGAGGAAGAACCCAAGUGGUUGGGAGGCGGGGAAGGUGUUUUUGACCGGCAUAUGGAACAGAAGUUCAGGGAGGAGGUGCCCGAUUAUGAAAUGGAAAAGAUUCUAGCAAGGAGGAAAGAUCCUAAAGAGCGGGAGAAGGUUAUCACCUUCUAUAAAGUCCUGUUGACAAAUAUUGAAGAUGAGUUGGACGAGAAGAUACAUGCAGGUGAAAAUGACACUGUUAAUGGUCUUUUGGAGCAACUGGAACAAGAUAUGAGGGAUCGUGGCCAGUUUGAACCAUUCGCACACUUGAAUGCUAAAGAUUUAAGAAACGAACUUCUUCUAGUGCUACACGAUCGCAUUCAGCUAAGGAUUAAUAAAGUGAUGAAACGUGAGGAACUUCUCGAUGAAAUUGAGAAAGGCAUUCUUGCGAAAUCAUUCUUUGAAACCUCUGUAACGCCAGAAGACAAGUUCUUGUUACCCCCGGCAAUGUGGGAGCAAGCUAUCAAUAAAAUCCCCAACAAAAAACUGCUUGAGAAAUUAAGGGAUAACUAUCCGAUGAUUCUAAUAGAGAAAUUCUUGAAGCUACUUUCUGAUUAUAAAGAAGAAAUAGCUGUGAGAAUGCACCGUCGACAUGAAAACAUCGCCGCGCAGAUGAAGCGGGAGUUAAGACGUGAAGACGAGAAGGGGAAGAAGCUUGUCGAAGGUGCCCAAAUCGCCUGCGACCACGCUACUGAGAUUCUCAAGGCUGUCAAAGAAGCCUAUACCACUAAGGCCGAAGUCGAGAGGAGAAAUGCAGAGAAGGUUGCCAUUCCAAAAUCGGAGCAUUCUGAGCUUUAUGAUCAAAUGAGGGCCGCUUUGCUUGACACUCAGAAGUCUGUCGAGGAUGAAGCGGCCAGAGGAAAAGUGUUGGCUGCUCAAAUUGGAGAAAUCAACGAACAGACUGAAAUGUGUUUGAAAGUAACGGAAGAAAAUGUCAGGAAGAUUGAAGAGAAGAAUAUGGAAAUAAUGAAAAAUAUCAAGAGACUGAAUGCCGCAAUUGACAAUCAGCAGAAGAGGAUCGAAAUGGUGCAGAAGGUGGGGGCGAAGAAGGGAAAUCAGCUUGAAUUUUUCUUUUAACGUUUUGAAAAACGGAACACAUAAUAAAUACUUUUGAAACAUA
Messenger RNA from Tribolium castaneum (red flour beetle), 1656 nucleotides. RefSeq lists its product as uncharacterized. The coding region runs from base 75 to 1613 and encodes 512 amino acids. NCBI's taxonomy places the organism in Eukaryota, Metazoa, Arthropoda, Insecta, Coleoptera, Tenebrionidae. The transcript has 8 exons. The record is from RefSeq and is a predicted model, not a curated record.